UAAAGAGACGAGGAAAGAGAAGAGAAGAGGAGGAGAGGAGAAGAGAAGAGAAAAUGAGCGGAAGGGGGAAGCUAGUGUGCGUGACGGGUGCUUCUGGUUACAUCGCAUCAUGGCUGGUGAAGCUGCUUCUCGACCGUGGCUACUCCAUCAAUGCCACUGUUCGCGACCCCAAUGAUCCCAAGAAGACAGAACACUUGCGUUCACUGGAUGGAGCCAAAGAAAGACUUCAUUUGUUCAAAGCAAACUUGUUGGAAGAGGGAGCCUUUAAUGCUGUGGUCAGUGGGUGUGAAGGGGUUUUCCAUACAGCAUCCCCCUUUUAUCAUGCUGUCACGGAUCCGCAGGCUGAACUAAUUGACCCUGCAGUGAAGGGAACUCUUAACAUUCUUGGUUCCUGUGCAAAAACUUCCACUGUUAAAAGGGUGGUUGUGACAUCCUCCAUGGCUGCAGUUGCAUACAAUAGGAAACCUCGAACACCUGAUGUGGUUGUUGAUGAAACUUGGUUUUCUGAUCCAGAAGUAUGUACAGAGACACAGUCAUGGUAUAUGCUUUCUAAAACCUUGGCUGAGGAGGCUGCCUGGAAGUUUGCAAAGGAGAAAGGAAUUGAUAUGGUCACGAUCAAUCCAGCAAUGGUGAUUGGUCCUCUUCUGCAGCCAACCCUUAAUACAAGUGCUGCCGCAAUUCUGAACUUCAUAAAUGGAAGUCCUACGUUUGGUAAUGCAACCCUUGGAUGGGUUCAUGUUAAAGAUGUUGCUGAAGCACAUAUUCUGGCAUUUGAGGUUCCUACAGCAAGUGGAAGAUAUUGUCUAGUUGAGAGAGUUGCCCACUAUUCGGAGAUUGUGAAGAUCUUAUGCGAUCAUUUCCCUGCUAUCCCACUUCCUGAAAAGUGCGCAGAUGAUGAACCCUUUAAGCCGACGUACCUGGUAUCCAAGGAGAGAGCAAAAAGCCUGGGUGUCAAAUACAUACCGUUGGAUGUGUCCAUCAAGGAGACCGUCGAAAGCUUGAAAGAGAAGGGUUUUGCCAAAUUUUGAGUGUUGGAGAUUGCUUGUAAUGACAGACAAAAAUAAAGGAUGUGGGUACUUUUGAUCUCAUCUUCUACUCUCAUGCUUCAUAAUUUCAUUCUCUUCACUGAUGGGAAGAACUGCAAGAAUAUAGGAAGGUAGAUAGGAUCAUUCAGACAAAAGAAAAAGAACUAGACUAGUGUGAGGUGCAAAUUCCAGUAGAGUGAAAACUUGGUAUGAUCGAUGAUUUCGUAUGGAAUGAUUUAAGGACAGUAAUGAGGAUCGAUGAUUCGGAUCUUUGGACAUUUUCUUACAGUUGAAUAUGGACCACGGCUGUAUUUUCUUUACUAAGAGUCUCUUUGCUGGUUACAAAUUGAAGGAUUAGAACUUUCCCAUCAAGGAGAUUUUUAGUGGAAGGGCCAUCUGAAGUGGGGCCCCGUCAUGUUGAUGGUCUGGAUCACUAAACUAUAGGGUCAUUUUAGUUUUGAUCCUUUGUUUAACAGGGAACUUCCAUAUUGUGCAUGAAUUCCUUUCCUAAAUUAG
Magnolia sinica is the source of this 1541-nucleotide messenger RNA. RefSeq names its product phenylacetaldehyde reductase-like. The record is from RefSeq and is a predicted model, not a curated record. Bases 54 to 1028 code for a protein of 324 amino acids. The transcript has 6 exons. Lineage: Eukaryota; Viridiplantae; Streptophyta; Magnoliopsida; Magnoliales; Magnoliaceae. Gene Ontology annotation, molecular function: oxidoreductase activity, acting on the CH-OH group of donors, NAD or NADP as acceptor.